Messenger RNA from Paracoccidioides lutzii Pb01, 1638 nucleotides. RefSeq lists its product as hypothetical. Gene Ontology annotation, biological process: regulation of mRNA stability. Bases 1 to 1638 code for a protein of 545 amino acids. Gene Ontology annotation, cellular component: nucleus; cytoplasm. Gene Ontology annotation, molecular function: poly(A) binding. The transcript is spliced from 2 exons. The record is from RefSeq and is a predicted model, not a curated record.
AUGUCUGUUUCCAUCAAACUGGGUACUCCCCUUGCAGAGGCUCUUAACGAGGCCAUACAACCGAAGCUGGUCGAAGUGGGUUGGAGCACGGGUGGAGGAGAUGACUCCGCUUUGGCUGAAUACGUCAUUCUUAUGCUCGUCAACGGGAAAACUCAGGAUCAGAUUGCUUCGGAGUUGGCAAACGAUCUUCUAAGUCUUGGCCCAGAAGAUACAGAAGCUGUUGAUUUUGCAAAAUGGCUAUUUGAACAGGUCCACGAACUGAACAACAGGAUAAAUGUGGCGGCUCCCGCAACAGAGCAACAUGCUGCGUCGCAAGCUAUUCCUUCAAUUUCAGCACAGCAGGGCAACUCACUCUCAGCGGUUGCACAUGCGAGUGAUGUAGGGGAUUCUGCGAUGAGUAGUGAUAUUGCUGCAGGGCAGGAUGGUAAUAUCCCAACCGGUCCAAAGAGUGCGCGGAAUCCUAGACAACAACAAGGUGGACGGGGCAGGAUGGUGGGCCAAAUAAACAAGACCUUGGACCGCGCGAACGACUCCGUCUUACAUCGGGUGCGCAAUCACCAAGGUUCAGAAAGGAUCAACAGCCACUCCAGAGAACCCCCGAAGGCCCCAAGAGGGUUUCAGCUAAGAAAUGGACGUAUGCCGUCAGGAAGGCCUUCUGGUCCGAUGGGAAUGGGUAUGGGGAUGGGCAUGGGGAUGGGCAUGGGGAUGCCUGGUGGCCAGAUGCCGAAUGCUCCGCCAUUUGGAAUGGUACCAUUAAGUCCUCAACAACAGAUGCAAAUGAUGGCUAUGCUGGAAGAGCAGGCUCGCAUGAUGGCUCAGAUUAUGCCGGGGAUGGUCCCACCUGCCAUAAAUCCCGCUUUUCAAAAUGGUCCUCCUCCAAACCAACAGGGGCGCUCCCUUUUUGAGCGCGCAGAGAUGCAACCAAACAGGAACCAGCAUUUUGCUCGACGGGAUCAUGUGAAUGGCCAUUCUUCGAACUUCCACCGGCAAAAUGAAAAUGUCGAUACAGAAAUGGACACUGCGCAUAACGACGCAGAAUCUUCAAUGGACGUUGAUGCCGCCCACGAAGCACAACCUGCCGAACCAGGACCCAACACCGUCUGUCGAUUCAACCUGAAAUGUACGAGGAAAGACUGUCCCUACGCUCAUCAAUCCCCCGCCGCCCCCGAAGGCGUCGUCGUAGACGUGAACGACGAAUGCCCCUUCGGCGCAGCGUGCAAGAAUCGAAAAUGUGCCGCCCGACAUCCCUCACCGGCCCAGAAGGCAGAACACCAGGCCGAAGAACUCUGUCGAUUCUUCCCCCACUGCACGAACCCGAACUGCACUUUCAAGCAUCCAAGCAUGCCCAUGUGCCGGAAUGGAGCGGACUGUUCGACGCCAAAUUGCAAGUACACACAUCUGCAAAUUGCCUGCAAAUUCAACCCUUGUCUUAAUCGGAUAUGUCCGUACAAGCAUGCUGAGGGUCAGCGGGGCGUGUUUGCGGAUAAAGUGUGGAGGGCGGCCGAUAGUGAGAAGAAGGAACAUGUUAGCGAGCGCAGGUUCGUGACGGAUGAGGAUGGGCAGGAGGAGCUUAUUAAACCUGAGGUUGCUAAUACGUCCACGCCGGACGAAGUGAGGGGGCAGGAGAUUUUGACUUGA